Messenger RNA from Aspergillus viridinutans, 1896 nucleotides. RefSeq lists its product as uncharacterized. The transcript is spliced from 2 exons. Lineage: Eukaryota; Fungi; Ascomycota; Eurotiomycetes; Eurotiales; Aspergillaceae. The record is from RefSeq and is a predicted model, not a curated record. Bases 1 to 1896 code for a protein of 631 amino acids.
AUGUCUGCAAACCAAUCGCUGUAUCACAUGGAGAACCCUGCUCGCGCUGACGAGUGGGUUGACUUUGACAACUCCUUCGAGUUCUCAACUGGGUAUCUGGAGAGCAAUCCACCCUCGCUGGACUCGAUCUCUCCAAAAGACUUGGAGUUGGUGUACAGUGAUGCAGACGCGCUGAAUUGGGACUCGGAAGCCGCUCAAUGGCCUCAAUCAGCCUUCUCCGACCUCGUUGCCUUAGAGGACCCUUUAAUAGGAAGCACAGAAAUGCCAUUGGACGUGGCUGGCUUCUCCGAGAAUGUUCCUCCACUACCAUCGUUUCCGGAAGUGGAGUGCUCUUCCUCGACAUUUGAUGCCACAUGGUCAUCAUUCGACGCCUCAAAUAUGGCAGAAAACUACUACUCACCGUCGACCUACCGACAACUGAUCGAAUCUCAGGCAGCUGCUGACCCGCGCUGCUCCUCGAAAAAGGAAAAGCGUCUCGAGGCUUCCAUUGCUUUGCACCUGCAGCGCUUGCAAGACGCUGCAACGGCUGAUCUCAGUCUGUCUUCAGAGUCAUGCGGCAGCUUUUCCUCCCCAUGCUGGCCCGACUCUGCUGCAGGAAGCGCAUCUGAGCCGCAGUCUCGUGGAAGCCCAUCCAGCACAUCAGCCUCUGAACCCUCCGCCAAGUCCUCUACCCCACCUUCUUCAAGGCCGAGCCCGGUCAGCGCUGGAGUAGAGUUGGUACUUGAUUUGAAUAUGAACACGACCACCAAUCUGCCGAAAAAGCAGAAACCGCGAUCCCAAGCCCAGAAAGAAAACUACAUCAAAGUCCGGAAACACGGGGCCUGCGAAAAACAUCGAAAACAGCAUAAGCGGUGCAAUUGCCUUGACAAGUCUGCUUCUCGUGUUCUGAACGACUCUGCCGUCGCAGCGCUAGCCCAAUCCACCAAGGCCCGACUGGAGGUCAGAAACAGCGGCCAGAACAUUAUUGCAACCAAGCGCCUCGGCACCAGUACCUUGCCGACUCUACCACCCGCAAUUCUGGACAGGAGCCGUGCGGUCAAAGCGGUGCCUGGAUCUGUUCAACCAAGCACUGCGAUUUCGCCAACGGUAAAGGCGAAUGUACAACGUGUGGAACGUACUGUUCACAAUUCUGCUGGACGUGUAAACACCGUGAUCCCGCCAACUGUUUCGAUGAAUGUUCAACCCUCGGAGCGUUCCGCUCACAGUUCGGCUGGACGUGCAAACACAGCCGUUUCAUGGACGCCCGCACCAAAUGCUCAAGUCAUGGGGCGUAUCGUUCAGAAUUCUGGUGGACACGUUAUUUCGGUGAAAUCUCCACUGAAUGUCCAACGUUCAGAACGUUCGGCCCAGAAUUCUGCCGACCGGCAAAACACCGCGCACGCGCAUGUUCAAGUUUGUCAGUCGCCCAAGGAAGCAAAACCUUGGCGUACAGUCGACCACACUUCGUCGGUUCCUUGUCCACUGGUAACCCAGAACACACAAACGACGAGUGCUGGAUUCCGUGGCCGGCAAGAUGGCGCUGUUCGUGCUGUUCAUUUCACUCCGGGUCUACUCCGCGAGUCCUCUGGUGUACUCCGGCCAUUCAGGUACAGGCCGACUUCCCAGAACGACGUUGGAAGGGUCGUCGAGAGCCAAAGCACCCAGGCAAACAAGCACGUAAAGGGCAAAGAAAAUUUCUGGACAUGGAGUCUACCUGGAAGCCGAGCAGAGGUGAUCGAGAAUUCUACUGUUGCCGAAUAUGCUGGUGCGGUUGUUCGCAAUACCGCCCUAGCGUUCUUGUCCUUCUGGCAAUCUUCCACCUCGCUCACUUCGUGGGCAGGACUACUCUUUGGCCGGUUAGUUCUAUCCUCUUCUCGCCAGCAUAUGCUGGCCAGGAAAGGAAUGGGACUGGCUUAA